UAGAGAGGUCCACUCGCAAUUUCACAACUGACAAGCUACACUAGUGCUCCUGUUAUUCACAGAUUCUGUGACCAUGGCAAAACAAGGAUUGGUAGAACGUUUAAAGAAUGGUGAAAAAAUCCUAAUAGCGGAAGGAUAUAUGUGGGAGUUGGAGAGAAGAGGAUAUCUGACCGCUGGAGGAUUUAUUCCAGAAGUAGUUCUUGACAACCCUGAAAUAGUGCGUGCCCUUCACCAAGAAUUCGUCCACGCUGGCACUGAUGUUAUAGAAGCAUUUACGUACUAUGGACAUCGUGAAAAACUGCGUCUGAUUGGUCGAGAAGAUGACCUCGAGAAGUUAAACAGAGAGGCACUGCAGAUAGCAAAGGAAGUAGCGUCAGACAAUGGUAAACUACUGGCUGGAGGUAUCUGUAACACUGGGGUGUACAAUCCAGAGGACGAGGCCACAUUUGCCACUGUCACCUCAAUGUUCAAAGAGCAAAUAGAGUGGGCAGUAGAGUAUGGUGUAGACUUUAUAAUAGGUGAAACCUUCAAUGAUUUGGGGGAAGCCAUGCUUGCUUUAAAGGCCAUUCAGAACUAUGGGAAAGGAGUUCCUGCGGUUAUUACACUGACUGCGUACUUCCCCGAUACCACGACAGAUGACGUUCCUAUUCCGGAGGCGUGCCGCCGUCUGGAGGAAGCGGGGGCCGCGGUGGUGGGUCUGAACUGUGGGAGGGGCCCUAGCACCAUGAUACCACUCGUCAAGGAGAUCAAAAAAGUUUGCAAGGGACCUGUAGCUAUGUUACCUGUGACUUUCCGCUGUAGAGAUAACUGUCGCACAUUCCAGUCCCUCAAAGAUCCAGAAACUGGAAAACCAUUAUAUCCAUUUGAACUUGAGGCAGCCAGAUGCAGUAGAUCAGACAUAAGGUCCUGGGCGGAGGAGGCCAAAGAAGCUGGGGUGGAGUACGUAGGUCUCUGUUGUGGGAACGCCUCGUUUUACUUCCGGGAACUCGCAGAGGCUUAUGGGAGAAAACCACCAACUUCUAAAUAUGCCCCUAAUUUGAAUCUUAGCCAUAUCUUCGGUAAGCCAAGUAAGGAUGAUAGGUUCAAACGUUCCACGAAAAUCAGGGAAUUCAUGAUUGGUAAGGAGAACGCUUGAGGUGGGAAAUUGCAAAGAAUGUGCUGCGGAUUUAUCUUUCUUUGUUUCCGUUCAGAUUGAUACAUGGAUUGGAAGUGAUGUUAUUUACCUCUAUAAUAUAGUUUGGUAAGCUUUGUGGUGACAACGAAAUAUGAGACACUAUAAUCAUAGAGCAAUUAGAAUGACAUUUGUCUUAUAAAGAUAUAUUCUAGUCUUAUGAGAAUAAAAAAUAAAAUUAC
Molecule: messenger RNA, 1353 nt
Organism: Saccostrea echinata
Lineage: Eukaryota; Metazoa; Mollusca; Bivalvia; Ostreida; Ostreidae
Product: betaine--homocysteine S-methyltransferase 1-like
Exons: 7
Coding region: 74-1135 (353 amino acids)
Molecular function (GO): methyltransferase activity; zinc ion binding
Source: RefSeq, a predicted model, not a curated record